ACACGUAAUUUGCGGGGCCAACUUUAGCGGCCUUUCCUCCAGGAUUACCCCUUUCUUUCUUUCUUGUCUGAAAUGAUUCAAUUAUUAUAGUGGGGCUUAAAAAGUGUGAUUGAAUUGAAUCUUCCAAUGCAAUUGCAACUUGGGUUUGGUCUGGUUGUUACCGUUAUUUCGUCAGCUAAGACUUCUGGAUGGCCUGAUAAAAUUUUCCAUCUUGGGAAAUGAAUUUUAUAAUAUUAGAAAGUGAGGGAAUUGCAGAAGAGGUUAUGAAACUUCUGCGGAUGAGGAGUUAAGAGAGAAGGUCCAAUGCAUCCCCCAUCUUCCGCUGCAUGGUUGCCACUAUAGUAUAUCUAACAAAUAGUGUGUUCUGGCAUUAACAUUCAAAGCUAGAAUUAUGGCACCUGGCAGUGGUAUCUGUAAAGAUGUGAUAGAGUCUCACAUUGCAUUUGCGGAUUAUGAUAUGGCUACUUCAAGUCUGGACUUAAGAGGUUCCCCUUUAAGAAAAGCUGCAACUGGUUUAGGUGGAAAUAUGGGAGCAACAUCAACAAAUGAUGUGCAAGAACUACUUGAGUGUCCUGUUUGCAUAAAUUUGAUGUAUCCUCCAAUUUACCAGUGUCCCAAUGGCCACACUGUAUGUUCAAUUUGCAAGGCUAGAGUUCGCAACUCUUGCCCAACAUGCCGCAAUGAGCUUGGAAAUAUAAGGUGUUUGGCUUUGGAGAAAGUAGCGGAGUCACUAGAACUUCCUUGCAGAUAUCAGAUUCUGGGUUGUCAUGAUAUUUUCCCAUACUACAGCAAGCUCAAGCAUGAAAAAAAGUGUAGAUAUCGCCCAUAUAAUUGCCCAUAUGCUGGAGCUGAAUGCUCUGUCACUGGUGAUAUUCCAUUUCUUGUCAUGCAUCUCAAGAAUGAUCACAAGGUUGACAUGCAUGAUGGUUGUAUUUUCAACCACAGAUAUGUCAAAUCCAAUCCCCAUGAAGUAGAAAAUGCCACGUGGAUGCUAACUGUUUUCAACUGCUUUGGUCGACAAUUUUGCUUGCACUUUGAGGCUUUUCACAUAGGAAUGGCACCAGUUUAUAUGGCCUUCCUGCGGUUCAUGGGUGAUGAAGAUGAGGCAAGACAAUUUAGUUAUAGUCUGGAAGUUGGUGGCAAUGGCAGAAAGUUGAUUUGGCAAGGAGUUCCUAGAAGUAUUCGUGAUAGUCAUCGGAAAGUUCGAGAUAGUCAAGAUGGACUUAUCAUUCAAAGAAACCUGGCACUCUUCUUCUCAGGUGGUGAUAGACAGGAGCUGAAGCUGAAAGUGGCUGGCCGCAUUUGGAAAGAACAAUGAGAUAAGUCCAGAAAUCUAUGAUAUUGUGGUUAAAAUUUGCAUCUCAAAUAAUAUACAUUAAAAAAAUAAAAAAGGUUGCCAGGUUCAUGCAUUUUUCUGUAAAUUUUGUAGAUAAUGAUAUCACAUUGUGAGGGAAAGUAUGAUUUGCACUGGAGAUUAUUACUUUUUUUUUUAAUGAUUUUUCAG
Molecule: messenger RNA, 1504 nt
Organism: Durio zibethinus
Lineage: Eukaryota; Viridiplantae; Streptophyta; Magnoliopsida; Malvales; Malvaceae
Product: E3 ubiquitin-protein ligase SINAT2-like
Biological process (GO): ubiquitin-dependent protein catabolic process; multicellular organism development
Cellular component (GO): cytoplasm
Molecular function (GO): zinc ion binding; ubiquitin protein ligase activity; protein binding
Source: RefSeq, a predicted model, not a curated record